Messenger RNA from Linepithema humile (Argentine ant), 2211 nucleotides. The record is from RefSeq and is a predicted model, not a curated record. NCBI's taxonomy places the organism in Eukaryota, Metazoa, Arthropoda, Insecta, Hymenoptera, Formicidae.
GGAUUGUUUUCAACACAUGUCAACAAGUUUCAUUGAUGCCGGUUUAAAGCCACUGUCAAUAAUAGUAACACCCACAAGAUUUAUUUAUCAUAGUGUAUAUAAGAACAUCAAUUAAAAAUGGCACGAAAUGCAGAAAAGGCUAUGACAACACUUGCUCGUUGGAGAGCAGCACAAAAUAACGAAGGAGCGAGAAAAGAGCAGGAACGAAGGCCGUAUUUGGCUUCAGAAUGUAGAGAUUUACGCAAAGCAGAAAAAUGGAGGAUGCAAAUAAUUAGGGAAAUAGCAAAGAAAGUUGCCCAGAUUCAAAAUGCUGGACUUGGAGAGUUUCGCAUUCGUGAUUUAAACGAUGAGAUUAAUAAGUUAUUAAGAGAGAAGCGACAUUGGGAAGUACAAAUCAAAGAACUCGGUGGACCUGAUUAUUCUAGAGUCGGUCCUCGCAUGUUAGAUCAUGAAGGACGCGAGGUUCCUGGCAAUCGAGGUUAUAAAUAUUUUGGCGCUGCCAAAGAAUUACCCGGCGUUCGAGAAUUAUUCGAACAAGAACCACCACCACCCCCUCGGAAAACUCGCGCAGAGCUGAUGAAGGAUAUUGAUGCAGAUUAUUAUGGUUAUAUGGACGACGAUGAUGGUAUUCUAGUGCCGUUGGAACAGAAAGCGGAGAAAGAAGCGAGAGAGAAGUUCGUCAAAGAUUGGAUAGCUCGUGAGAAGGAACCGGAAGCCGACAUUGAAACGACAUCACAAAAGUCAAUUCCUUCGCAACAAGAUAUUCAAAAGGCUCUGCUAGCCAGAAAGAAAAAAGAGUUGCUGGAGAUGUACGGUAUAUUCACAAAAUUAGGGUAACCAGAUUUCGGAGAAAAACAAGAGAGACUCGUAUCGAUUGAAGUGAAAUCGUGAAAGGACCUGUUUUGUCUCGAAGAAGUCAUUUCAAGAUUAAGAUAAAAGAAAAAGAAUCUAUACAUUCUUAGAAUGCAUGAAAUGUAUAACGCGAAUGACUCGUGUGUCUUGUACGACAAUCAUCCAAGUGUUGAAUUACUUUUUAAGCGAUAAUCGAAUCUACUUUUAUCAAAUAAAAAGCUUCGAGUGAAAAAUGGCGCGACUUAUUCGAAAUAUCAUCCGACAAACUGACUGCUACUAGAAUCGCAGCCAAUCUAGCGUACACGGAAAAUUGUUCCUUCCUAAAAAGAGUGAAAAUUGAUCGUAGACUAGCAAUUCUGUAAUCCCAGUGUGAAUAUUCUGGAAGUGAAAUCGGGAUUAAGUCUGGUCACCCUACCGCAAAGCCAGCGGCUAGUCGACUUACACAAAGUGAAGCGUUAUUACGGUAAAGAUUCACGUUAUCACGAUUAUAUCACGUCAGCUUCAAAGAGUAAAAGACCUAAAAGUUAAGUCCUGAAAAGCUACCCGCUAAAUUCAACGUGUGUUACUGGCUGGGACUUCCGGAAUCUCUCGAAUCCCCCGAUUAUAUAAAACGUAUGGUCUCGACAACGCUUCAAGUGGAGAUAUCAAUAUACUAUACAUCGUUAAUUCAUUUAGAUAUUUAAAUAUUUCUCACCUCAGCAUCGUGCUGUUUAUAAACAGACUGUACAUUACAAGAAUAUUGCUAGGACUCAGAAGUGCCUAACAAUAUCAGCUGAACAACGAAUCGCGUGCCGCGCUUAUAUUCUAAAAUUAUCGUGCUGACUUACUCCAAACACACACAAGGGAUCGGACAUUUAUAAAAAUAUGCUCUUAGUCGUUCUAUAAAAUAUCCAACGUCUAAAAUUAAGAAAAAAAAAUACACUUGCAUGUGCAAGAAUAAGAAACGUCGAUCCAAAUCGAUAAAAGGAUCCACAGAACGAAAGAUGACUCGCCAAAAUUCAGCACGCGGACUAUAUUCCGGAUGUUUUCUACGUUUUCACGCUUGCAACGGUAAUUUGCUCUCGCAGUGCACAUCCAGCGUUAAAUGCAUGGAAAAUGCAUACAAAAAGGAGAAGAGAAAACGCGCUGUACGAUGUGGAAAAAGGUAUCCCGACGGACUUCUGAGCCCCCGCAAUUACUUUUACUCUUAAGUCGUAAAUGACAGAAUAAUUCGAGCAUGGAUCAAUAACAAUGAUGAAAAUUUACCGCUAGAGGCUUGAAAAAGUCAAGCGUUAAACGAUUCACAGCAUCUGUUUGUCCAUUAAUCAGUCGCUGGCUUUGCCCGCUGAUCUGUGGGGGUCCCCUGACUAAUUUUUUUUU